AUGCGGCAGCCCAAGGGAUUUGAAGACCCGGCAAAUCCUAACUAUGUCUGUCGGCUGAACAAAGCCAUUUAUGGUCUUCGUCAAGCUCCUAGACAGUGGUACACCACCUUCACAACAUUCCUUACCCAACUUGGCUUCACACAUAGUCAAGCGGAUCCUUCUCUACUAGUGUUUCGGCAAAACAACGUUGAGAUGUACCUGCUAGUAUACGUCGACGAUAUCCUGCUUACCGACAAUAAUUCCCAAGCCGUUACAAAGCUUAUGACUCAACUCAACUCUCGGUUUACUAUGAAAAAUAUGGGCACUGCUCACCAGUUUCUCGGCAUCAAGAUCGACACCUUUCCAGAUAAGUACAUUCUAUCUCAAUCAGUUUAUGCCAAUUCCAUAGUUCAAAUGGCUGGGUUGCAACGUUGCAACUCGGUCUCUAACCCAUCUUUUACAAAACUUCCAUUGGCAAAACCAGAUGACGCGGCUUACUUCGAUGCAUCUAUGUAUCGCAAGCUCAUCGGAUCUUUGCAAUAUUUGACUUUAACUCGACCGGACAUAGCAUACACGGCCAAUUCUCUCUCUCAACACAUGCACAAUCCGACUGCAUCUCAUUCUUUUCAACUCAAGAAAUUGCUGAGGUACAUCAAAGGAACGCUCGAAUUUGGUCUACCAGUUGUUCGAUCAGACCUUCGGCUUCGCACAUUUUCAGACGCGGACUGGGCUUCCGAUCCGGUAUCCCGAAAAUCUACUUCUGGUUUUUGUACUUUUCUCGGCGACACUAUUGUUUCCUGGACCGUGAAAAAGCAAACUACAGUUUCAAGAUCAUCUACUGAAUCGGAAUACCGAGCAUUAGCAUCCGCAACGGCAGAAACCAUUUGGAUUCGGCGUCUCCUAGCAGAUUUCGGCAUCAAGCAUGACUCAUCGGUGGACAUCUUUUGUGACAACAUGUCUACAAUUGCCUUAGCAAACAACCCGGUCUUUCAUGCUCGAACCAAGCACAUUGAAAUCGAUCAACGCUUCGUUCGAGAUCACAUCCAGAAACAUGACAUCCGCUUGCUGCCUAUUAGCACGAUCGACCAAAUUGCGGAUAUUCUCACUAAACCGCUAACAACUCCUAGAUUCAAACUUCUACGAUCCAAACUUACAAUUGUUCAAAAUUGUCAGUUUGAGGGGGAAUGUUAG
Dendrobium catenatum is the source of this 1170-nucleotide messenger RNA. RefSeq lists its product as uncharacterized. Lineage: Eukaryota; Viridiplantae; Streptophyta; Magnoliopsida; Asparagales; Orchidaceae. The transcript has a single exon. Bases 1 to 1170 code for a protein of 389 amino acids. The record is from RefSeq and is a predicted model, not a curated record.